AUGAAGCGAGGAUUCAUCAUUUGUAUCGUAUGGGAAGUGUUGUCCAUCACGGCUUUUGUAUUGAAUUUAACAGCGAACAGUAGUGACCGAUGGUGGGUCAAUGCAAAGGAUGGCGGAGAGAAGACCUUCGUUCGCGCAGGCCUUUGGCAAGUAUGUUUCAACAUGUAUCGACAUCGAUUUGAUUAUUAUGGAAAGAUCUACCAUGGUUGUUGGUGGUUAUUCUCUCCUGAGAUACGCUUAUUACGACCAUGGAUAUCGAACAAUUGGCUGCGCUGGGUUCAAACAUUAUCAACAUUAUCGUUGAUAACUUCAUUUUUUGCAGUGAUUGCUGCUUUAAUUGUUGCACGCAAUCGAGAAACCUUUAAGUCGACAAAAACUGUCUUGACCGCAGCAGCUUUGCAUGGCUUAGCUGGAAUGUUAAUGUUUGCAACAGUGAUUCUCUUUGGUGUCAAAGGUAAACGACGUGAUUGGAUGAUGAAUUGGCAAUUCAAUUGGUUUGGAUGGAGCUUCUAUCUUGCUAUUAUUGCAUGCAUAUUCCAUUUAGCAACAGCAUUUUUUGCUGGAUAUCAAGGAAUGAAUAAAUAUCUACACGAUACAUUUGAUUACGAAAAAGUGAAUCAAGAAAUUGAUAAACGUGCAACAUUAAGAGAUUCUGCAUUACGUAACCGUACGCCACCAAUAUGUGCUUACGUUCUCCGUCCAAUCUACCGGCCAUCUUGUCUGUCUGAUCUCCGUGAUGUGCACGUGGUAAUCACCGGUGGUUCAAGUGGAAUCGGAAAAGAAUUAGCUAAACAGUUACUGAAUAAGCAUCAAGCACGUGUGACAAUUUUAGCUCGCAAUCAAAAGCGUCUUGACGAAUGUCGACAAGACUUAGCUCCAGAUAACAAUGAACGACUAUUAUGUUUAUCUGUUGAUAUCAGUGGAGCUUAUUCAGCAGUACAGAAAGCAAUUGAACAAGCUUGUCAGUAUCAUGGAAAUCGACCUGUGAGCAUUUUGAUUAAUAAUGCCGGUGUGUUCUUUGCAAGAGCAUUCGAUGAAACUACACCGGAAGAAUUCGAACAGAUGAUUCGUAUCAAUUAUUUGGGUGCUGUGUAUUGUACGAAAGCAUGCUUACCAUACAUGCGUCAACUGGGCUCGGGUCGUAUCGUUCUUGUUUCGUCUCAAGCUGGUCAGCUCGGCGUUUUUGGUUAUACAUCUUAUUGUGCAACAAAAUUUGCUCUGAAAGGUUUUGCUGAAUCAUUACAAAUGGAAUUAGCUCGUGAUAACAUCUACGUCACUGUUGCUUAUCCUCCCGAUACCGAUACGCCGGGAUUAGCUCAAGAGAAUAUAUCGAAACCAAUUGAAACGCAACUGAUUAACGAAACAUCAGGAAUGCUUUCUGCCGAAGAAGUCGCGCAAAAGAUUAUCACAUCAACUCAAAAAGGUUCGUUUUCAUGUUGGUUUGGUAUCAACGGAUUUCUGCUAGAAAGUUUGACAAGUGGAGCUCAACCUAUAACAAGUACAUUAGAAUUAAUCGCUCAAACGUUGACGAUUGGCUUAGCACGCAUGAUUAUCGUCGGAAUAUUGAACACAUUCUACGGAAUAACCAAGAAUAAGAAUUUGAAAAAGACUAAAUAG
Molecule: messenger RNA, 1617 nt
Organism: Adineta ricciae
Lineage: Eukaryota; Metazoa; Rotifera; Eurotatoria; Adinetida; Adinetidae
Source: the annotation of a GenBank genome assembly